Dicentrarchus labrax (European seabass) is the source of this 2209-nucleotide messenger RNA. RefSeq names its product heat shock protein family A (Hsp70) member 1B (gene hspa1b). The transcript is spliced from 2 exons. NCBI's taxonomy places the organism in Eukaryota, Metazoa, Chordata, Actinopteri, Moronidae. The record is from RefSeq and is a predicted model, not a curated record. Gene Ontology annotation, molecular function: ATP binding; ATP hydrolysis activity; ubiquitin protein ligase binding. Bases 176 to 2095 code for a protein of 639 amino acids. Gene Ontology annotation, biological process: cellular response to unfolded protein; protein refolding. Gene Ontology annotation, cellular component: cytoplasm; vesicle; blood microparticle.
UCUGGAAACCUGGUUGUAACUAUAUAAGCAAAGGGCCUGAGUCAGUCCAGGCAUAAGAAGAACCACACAGAGGCAAAAGCUCAAGACACAAAGGAAACUGCGCAAGAAGACUGCUGAGAUCCUUCAACAUCUUAGCUCUACAGAGAGAUUAUCACUGAAAAGACUCUAAAGCAAGAUGUCAUCAGCAAAGGGAGUAUCUAUUGGCAUUGAUCUGGGCACCACCUAUUCUUGUGUCGGUGUUUUCCAGCAUGGCAAAGUGGAGAUCAUCGCCAACGACCAGGGCAACAGAACCACUCCCAGCUAUGUGGCCUUCACUGACACAGAGAGGCUCAUUGGAGAUGCUGCAAAGAACCAGGUUGCCAUGAACCCGACCAACACAGUCUUUGACGCUAAACGUCUCAUCGGGAGAAAGUUUAACGACUCCAUCGUCCAGUCUGACAUGAAACUCUGGCCAUUCAAGGUGAUCAGUGAUAAUGGAAAGCCCAAAGUCCAGGUUGAGUAUAAAGGAGAGACUAAGGCCUUCUACCCAGAGGAAAUCUCCUCCAUGGUCCUGGUUAAAAUGAAGGAGAUCGCUGAGGCCUACCUGGGACAAAAAGUGUCAAAUGCGGUCAUCACAGUUCCAGCUUAUUUCAACGACUCCCAGAGGCAAGCCACCAAGGAUGCCGGGGUGAUCUCUGGACUGAAUGUUCUAAGGAUCAUCAAUGAGCCCACAGCAGCAGCCAUUGCUUACGGCCUGGACAAAGGUAAAAGAGGGGAGCGCAACGUGCUCAUCUUUGAUCUCGGUGGAGGCACCUUUGACGUGUCCAUCCUGACCAUUGAGGAUGGCAUCUUUGAGGUGAAAGCCACCGCGGGAGACACACACCUUGGCGGGGAGGAUUUUGACAACCGGAUGGUCAACCACUUUGUUGAGGAAUUCAAAAGAAAACACAAGAAGGACAUCAGCCAAAAUAAGAGAGCAGUGAGGAGGCUGCGCACAGCUUGUGAGAGAGCGAAGAGGACCCUGUCCUCCAGCACCCAGGCUAGCAUUGAGAUUGACUCUCUGUUUGAGGGCAUCGACUUCUACACCUCCAUCACAAGGGCACGCUUUGAGGAGCUCAACUCUGAGCUUUUCAGGGGAACACUGGAACCAGUAGAGAAGGCCCUGCAAGAUGCCAAGCUGGAUAAGUCAAGAGUCCAUGAAAUAGUCCUGGUUGGUGGUUCCACAAGAAUUCCCAAAAUCCAGAAGCUCUUGCAGGACUUUUUUAAUGGCAGGGACCUGAACAAGAGCAUCAACCCAGAUGAAGCCGUGGCCUACGGUGCUGCUGUCCAGGCUGCUAUCCUCAUGGGUGACACUUCAGAGAACGUCCAAGAUCUGCUGCUGCUUGACGUGGCUCCCCUGUCUCUGGGCAUUGAGACUGCAGGUGGAGUUAUGACGCCCCUAAUCAAACGCAACACCACCAUCCCCACCAAGCAGACCCAGAUCUUCUCCACAUACUCGGAUAACCAGCCAGGUGUGCUGAUUCAGGUGUACGAGGGUGAGAGAGCCAUGACCAAGGACAACAACCUCCUGGGCAAGUUUGAGCUCACAGGUAUCCCUCCCGCUCCCCGAGGUGUACCACAGGUGGAGGUAACUUUCGACAUCGAUGCCAACGGCAUUCUGAAUGUGUCAGCCGUCGACAAAAGCACUGGCAAAGAAAACAAAAUCACCAUCACCAAUGACAAGGGCCGCCUUAGCAAAGAGGAAAUAGAGCGGAUGGUACAGGACUCUGAAAAGUACAAGGCUGAAGAUGACAUGCAGAGGGAGAAGAUUGCAGCAAAGAACUCACUGGAGUCAUAUGCCUACCACAUGAAGGGCAGUGUUGAGGAUGAGAAUAUGAAAGGAAAGAUUAGCGAGGAGGAUAAAAAGAUGGUCAUUGACAAGUGCAAGGAGACAAUCUCUUGGCUGGAGAACAACCAGCUGGCAGAGAAAGAUGAGUAUGAGCAUCAGCAGAAGGAACUAGAGAAGGUGUGCAAGCCGAUUGUGACCAAGUUGUACCAGGGAGCAGCACCACCAGGAAGCUGUGGGAGCCAGGCAGAUGGCAGCUCCAAGGGCCCCACUAUUGAGGAAGUGGACUAAAACUAUGGGCGUCUUGUUUUGUUUACACAAACACUUUGGUCUUAUCCCUAUUGUUUCGUACUAAAAAUUAUGUAAAUUCACAUUCUAGUUUCUUGACAUGUCAAUAAAAAUACU